AUGAGCCCCAAAGAUGAGAAGAAACCGCUAUUGGCUAACAGAAAUGCCGACAAUUCCCAGCUCGAAAAAGAAAAUUUUACCCGUUACCGGAGUCUGGAACAUUCCAACGGAACGGGUACCAACAAACAAGUUAACCAAAGCAUCACAUAUACGUGGACUAAUAUGAAUGUGUACACCAAAAACGGCAAAAGUCAAAACGUUUACGAUACAUUCACGUCAUGCUGUUCGGGGAGUCUGAAAAACAGGACUGAGAAAAAACAACUAUUAAACAAUGUGAGUGGUUCGGCGCGACCUGGCGAACUACUGGCGCUGAUGGGAUCCAGUGGCGCCGGUAAAACGACCUUAUUGAACUCACUAACAUUUAGGAGCAACCGAAACGUGAUGGAAUCUGGAGUUAGAUCCAUUAACGGCAUACCGGUCAACAGUAAAUUAUUAACGGCCGUUUCCGCAUACGUCCAACAAAACGACCUGUUCAUAGGUACGCUCACAGUCCGAGAGCACUUAAUAUUCCAGGCAAUGGUGCGAAUGGACCGAGACAUACCAUACGAAAAACGAAUGGCUCGAGUUGAAGAUGUUAUACAAGAAUUGUCAUUAAGUAAAUGUCAAAACACUAUCAUCGGUGUGAUCGGCAGAAUAAAAGGUUUAUCCGGUGGUGAAAUGAAACGUUUGUCGUUUGCUUCCGAGGUGUUAACAGACCCUCCGCUGAUGUUCUGCGACGAACCGACUUCGGGACUGGACUCGUACAUGGCUCAAAACGUGGUUAGCGUGCUCAAGUCAAUGGCGUCCAAAGGCAAAACAAUCAUUUGCACCAUUCACCAGCCGUCCUCUGAGGUUUACUCCAUGUUCGACAAAAUAUUAUUGCUGGCCAAUGGCCGAACAGCUUUCCUGGGUUCUACCAACGAUGCCAUAGAAUUUUUCAAAACGCUCGGCGUCAGCUGCCCGAAGAACCACAACCCGGCGGAUUUUUUCAUUCAACUGCUGGCCAUCGUACCAUCCCAAGAAAUGUGCUCAUUCGAAACUAUCGACACUGUUUGUGAGGCCUACGAGAACUCGAGCUACAAGAAUGACAUGAUUGAACACCAAAAACAGUUGUUCGCCGCCAGCAAAAGCUCGUUAGACUAUUGGGGCUUGAGUGGUCUAGAGAACGUCUCGUCGCCGUACAAAGCAUCGUGGAUGGAACAGUUUUCGGCAGUCUUCUGGCGGUCAUGGCUCAGUAUCAAAAAGGAACCAGCACUCACCAAAAUUAGGAUCAUCCAAACAUUGUUAGUAGCCGCUUUGAUAAGUUUCAUAUUCUACAACCAGCACCUGGACCAAGACGGCGUAAUGAACAUUAACGGAGCGCUGUUCAUGUGUAUAUCUAACAUGACGUUCCAGAACGUGUUGGCCGUUAUUAACGUAUUCUGUUCCGAGCUUCCGGUAUUCAUGCGCGAACAUCACAGCGGCAUGUACCGAACGGACGUGUACUUCUUGAGCAAAACCCUCGCCGAGGUACCGAUAUUCUUAAUCAUACCCAUAAUGUUCACGUCAAUCAUGUACUACAUUGUGGGUCUAAACCCAAAGUUCAUACACUUCCUCACGGCCAUCCUUUUCAUAACGCUCGUCAGUCUGGUGGCCGUCUCGUUUGGUUACUUUGUAUCAUGUGCCAGCGGUUCUAUAUCGAUCGCUCUUUCUGUGGGGCCCACGUUCGUCAUACCUUUCCUGCUGUUUGGAGGUUAUUUUUUGAACGUCGGAUCAAUUCCGUAUUAUUUCCGAUGGCUGAGCGUCUUUUCGUGGUUCAAGUACGCCAACGAAGGGCUGCAAGUCAACCAGUGGGCAGACAUCGACGUCAUCAAUUGCAACAGAGCGAACACAACGUGCCCGCGUUCCGGUCAUGCCGUCUUGGAGUCGAACAAUUUUCUAGAGUCAAACAUCACCAUGGACAUAGCUUCAUUAUUUAUACUGAUCAUCGUUUUUCGGUUCAUGGCGUUCUUAUCACUUCUGGUCAGAACGACGAGGAAGUAACACACACGCAAUAAUAUUUUCAACGAUCCUGGGAAUUCAUCACUGCCAUAAAUGCGUACAACACACGAUAUGUUUGUAAAAUCCAUCAAAGGCAAUACACUACUUGAAAUGAAAAGAUAAGUCCAGAGACUAAGGAAAACUAGAUACAUUAAUAUAUUUACAUAGAUUAUGGUCGCUUACGGUUGUGUAUAUAUUGUUCUACAAAACAUUUUAGAAAUAAAAAUAAUGUAAUGUAGUUUUAAUUUAAUUUAAACAAAUUAAUGAAAAAGUUAGGUGUCAUGUCAUUAUUGUGCAUUCAUCAGUAAAAAAUAUUCUAAUUUCUGAAACUUAAUUUCUAUAAUUUAUAACUUGGUACUUAGGUAACUUAAUUUUUUACAUUUUAUUAUUUAUAUUUAAGUAUCAGAGUGACUUAGGGCCGUAGCCACAACGAAUUCCUGUGACGGUUCAUUCCACUCAAAAUCUCAUGUUUUUCUUAUUAGAUAAAUACACUAGAAUUAUGUAUAUAAAAGUUUCCUCCCAUUCGAAUUAAAAUACGGUACUAGUAUUUGGUAUACUAAAAUAAAGUCAAUUGUAUGAUAUUCAAUCUGACUUUCUUUAAUAGUUGCUAUGAUUGUUUUAAGAGUAUAUAUUUUGUUUGUUUGAUGAUUUUUUUUUUUAUUAUUAUUACUAUUAUUACUACUACUAUUAUUAUUACUACAUGUAAUGCAAAACGAUUAAGUUACUGAUUGCACAUUGUUGAAUUAUUAUACAAAAUUUAUAACUAAUGUGUAUUUAUUAAAUUUAUUUAAUGUUGUU
Molecule: messenger RNA, 2796 nt
Organism: Melanaphis sacchari
Lineage: Eukaryota; Metazoa; Arthropoda; Insecta; Hemiptera; Aphididae
Gene: w
Product: protein white
Exons: 13
Coding region: 1-2001 (666 amino acids)
Biological process (GO): transmembrane transport
Cellular component (GO): plasma membrane
Molecular function (GO): ATP binding; ABC-type transporter activity; ATP hydrolysis activity
Source: RefSeq, a predicted model, not a curated record